UAUUAAUCACGUCACGUCACGUGUUUGCUGUAUCAUUUGCUCCUUACGUAUCGAAGUGUUCUUUUACCGUAGUAAUAAUGUUAGGGUUUCACAAUUGAUUGCAUUUCUUCAGAUUCUUCGUUCCGUGUUUAUGUUACAGAUCUGGUGUAUCUAAUCGUUGACGGUGUUGUCAAGUAUGACGAAAGAAGAAACAGAGAAUGGAGGAGAGGAUAUGUUAAUCGAUGGUCCUGAGACCCAAGACAAGGAAUUAGAGGCAUUUCCUGAGAGAAUUAAACUCUAUUACGGAUGGCUUUUCCCUCAUGCUGACAUGUCCAAAUGGAUGUCAUACGGAAAUGAUGGGAAACAUCCUGCAUGUGACCAAUCGUAUUUUGGACGAAGAGAAUAUUCUUUUACAUUGGAAAAUGAUAUAUAUAUGCGGUUUCAGUCUUACAAGUCUGCAUCUGAGCUGGAAAAAGCCAUUAAAGAUCACUGUCCAUUCAAAAUUGAUAUUGGUCCCGUUUAUAGCGUUGAUCCUGCAAAGAGGCAUGCAUACUCACAAUCUGGGGACAAUAUUUUCACUCCUGUGGAAAAAGAGCUCGUGUUUGAUAUAGACAUUUCAGAUUAUGAUGACGUCAGAUAUUGCUGCUCUGGAGCAGACGUUUGCUUGGAAUGUUGGCCUCUGAUGACCAUUGCAAUUAAAGUGAUUGAUACCGCUCUUAGAGAUGACUUUGGAUUCGUUCAUAUUCUCUGGGUAUACAGUGGUCGCCGUGGGGUCCAUUGUUGGGUUUGUGAUACAAAAGCAAGAAGGCUAAAUAAUGAACAAAGGUCGGCUAUUGCAGAAUAUUUCCGCGUGUACAAGGGUAAUAGUAACAGUAAAUCAAAGGUUUCUCUUGUGGGUCCCGCACUUCAUCCUUUCCUUGUGAGAUCGUAUAAUGUUCUGAGUGACUACUUUGAGAAGAAAUUGCUUUGUAGCCAACAGUUGCUUUCGGAUGAGAGAUAUGAGAAUAUACUGGACAUGAUUUCUGAUGAAUCUGUAGCCUCAGAGCUUAGAGGUAAGUGGCAAGGCAAUAGGCGCUCUAAUGCAAACGAUAUAAAUAUUGUGCGAUGGGAGCAACUAAAACAGCAUUGCGGCAGAAAAAAGACAUCUGGGCUUCGUAGGUGCCUUGAGGAGAUUGUCUUUUCUUACACUUAUCCUAGGAUUGAUAUGGAGGUUUCAAAACACAUGAACCAUUUGCUGAAGUCACCUUUUUGCGUACACCCCAAAACAGGCCGUGUGUGCAUUCCCAUCAAUCCAAACCUUUGUGAUGAGUUUGAUCCUACCAACGUGCCGACACUUUCCAAGCUUCUGAGAGAAAUCAACACUGGAGGCUUGCAAGCCGAAGGCGAGAAAGUAUGGGAUAGAACCUCAAUGGGGAAGUCCAUCAGAUAUUUCAAAGAAUCGUUCCUGCAGCCGUUACUGAAAUCUUGCAAGGAAGAGAUGGAAGCCUCAUAUAAUGCCAAAAAUCAGCAAUUGAAAAACUCGUUGGGCUGGUAACGUAUACAACUAAUCGUUGACAAAAUGUUCUCAAAACUGUUUUUAGCGUUUUUACGUUUUGUUUAUGCCUUUUUACUGAGGUUCUAUUUUCGGUUAUUAUUUCUUUUAUUCUAUGUUUAAUCUACUCUCUCGACAUGACAACGCGUAAAGUAUUUUUUAUCACGAGUCAUGGUUUGCUUUGGCAUCA
Messenger RNA from Helianthus annuus (common sunflower), 1700 nucleotides. RefSeq names its product DNA primase small subunit. The transcript has 16 exons. NCBI's taxonomy places the organism in Eukaryota, Viridiplantae, Streptophyta, Magnoliopsida, Asterales, Asteraceae. The coding region runs from base 176 to 1513 and encodes 445 amino acids. Gene Ontology annotation, cellular component: alpha DNA polymerase:primase complex. Gene Ontology annotation, biological process: DNA replication, synthesis of primer. The record is from RefSeq and is a predicted model, not a curated record.